Messenger RNA from Tigriopus californicus, 943 nucleotides. RefSeq names its product mitochondrial import inner membrane translocase subunit Tim23-like (gene Tim23). Gene Ontology annotation, biological process: protein import into mitochondrial matrix. NCBI's taxonomy places the organism in Eukaryota, Metazoa, Arthropoda, Copepoda, Harpacticoida, Harpacticidae. Gene Ontology annotation, cellular component: mitochondrial inner membrane; TIM23 mitochondrial import inner membrane translocase complex. The transcript is spliced from 3 exons. The record is from RefSeq and is a predicted model, not a curated record. The coding region runs from base 148 to 723 and encodes 191 amino acids. Gene Ontology annotation, molecular function: transmembrane protein transporter activity.
UGCUUGACAGGAAUGCCGAAUUGUGGCGUUGGCCACGCUGUCCACGAGAGGGACCGAAAAAGUCGUGGAAAGAGCUGGGAUCCUCUAUCAAAUUGAGUUUUUGCCUCAAGAUUUCGAUCCUUGCUCAGACUUUUCCGGAGUCAAUUGAUGAUGGUGGACAUGGAUAAUCAGAGUGGAGGCGGUUCUGCGGCCAUGGGCAACCUCUUUGGCUCGUUGCAACGGAGUAAUGCGGCUCAGCUCUCGCCUUAUCUGAACGUGGAUCCCUCCUAUCUCCAAUCCGCCACGCCCGAAUUCAUCCUCAACGAGGAUAACAAACGCGGCCGCAUGGAGAACUCUUUUACGGCCAUUGGUUCGUCAGUCAUUAUCGGUUCGACCGUGGGCGGACUCUACGGUCUCUUCGACGGCAUGAGAAAAACGGCCGACAUGAAGGGUCGAUUGCGGCGAACGCAGGUCACGAACUACACGUUAAAAUCCGGAGGCAGUGUCUCCAACUCCCUUGGGACGGUGGCCGUGAUCUAUAGCUCCUUGUACAGUCUCAUCUCAUUGCAACACGAAGAUGACGACGAGAUCAAGAGCAUCGUCACGGGCGGCCUGACCGGCGCCUUGUAUAAAUCGAGUGCGGGUCUGCGGAAAUGCGGCAUGGCCGGGGCCUUUGGUCUGGGCUUGGCCACGCUUUGGGUCAUGGUCUUGAAGAAGGAUGAGCGCGUGUCCAAUUAUAUGUGAACCCGGCCCACACAUGUGUGACCAUGAAGCAUCCCGAGUAAAUUCAUUCUGGAAGAGAUCCUCUGAGACACGCCCUCCUUCUUCCCCUCUCCUCCCUCAUUCUACUCAUCAUUGCAAUGGACUCAAAGUGUCAUGGAACAGUGUUUGAAUUGUCUUGUUCGCAGUUUUUGAUGUCCCAUUAGAUUAGAUUGGCAAUAAAUUCCUACCCGAUUUGAAUGUU